Messenger RNA from Paramacrobiotus metropolitanus, 960 nucleotides. RefSeq lists its product as uncharacterized. The record is from RefSeq and is a predicted model, not a curated record. The transcript has 2 exons. The coding region runs from base 286 to 723 and encodes 145 amino acids. Lineage: Eukaryota; Metazoa; Tardigrada; Eutardigrada; Parachela; Macrobiotidae.
AACAUUGGCUUGGAAGGAAAUUCUAUGCUGCAUCGUAAUAUUAUGGAGCUGCCUGAUGGAUCAUGGCUCACAGUUUGUUCACGCUCUUGAUUUGGUUAUCGGCGAAACCGUUUCCCAACAAAAGUCCCAGCAUCCCUGCUGUCAGUCUAAUAAAAUUUAAUGGACACAAGACAUUGUAGUAUCUGUAAUACGAAUAGAUCGUUGCCUUUUGAUCAGUGAUUCAGUACCCAACAUAAUUUUAUCGAUACACAACAAAAAGCGCAGUUUUCUAAGGAGUGCGAGACGAUGAUGUGUGUGCCCAUUUUGAUCCUACUGCAUUUUGUAUCAGUGUCGCUCGGGGACAACUAUCAGCUGUUCGUUACUCGGCCGGAAGUACGGACCAAUCCACAGGACGGCAUAAUCGACGUUACUGACAAUCUGGAGACACUAAUACUCGAUAUUGCCAAGGAUAUGAGAGCGGAGAUCCCAGAUAAGCUAGUAAACCAGACGGUAUCGAAGCCGCCGCUUUACUCGCCAUCCUCUGAAGCACCCCAGCGGACCGCGCUCCCGACUAAUCCCAACCACACAGCCGCCCUGGAAACUCGCGAUGAUCAGAGGAGUUUUCUAGAUAGGGCAGGUUUCUGGCCGACUGUCCGGAAACAAAGCAACUGGGCUUCAUUCUGUAUGGGAGCUUUAAUGGGAUUCUUCGUAGGGAUUACGCCUUUUGUGUUGGGUGAAUUUUAACCAGUAAACUUUGAUUGUGACUGUCAAACAGUACUUUUUUAAUAAACGCACAUGCCAUUCUCUUAAAAAAAAUUUAAUUAAAAAUUUUGAAAAUUUCGUACCGGAAAAAAGUUUGACGAAAUUGCAGGGUCACAAGCCGGGUCAAAUACAUUUGGUGAUUUCAACUGGUACCAUGGCUAACGAUUUACAAUAAUACGUUUUGAUGGUUUUGGUAGCUAACAAAUUUGUCAAUAAACU